AGUGAUCCUCAGAGCCGACUCUGCCCAGCAGUGCGCCGUGGUACCGGUAACAGUCAUUUGUUUGAAAACCACCGUUGGUUGGAGUUUUGAACGCGUGGUUGUGCUUCGAGCUGUCAAUUGUUUUUGUUCGGUUUUUCAGUUGUUGUGGUUUAGUGGCUGUUUGUUAUGUUUCCAACCGACAAUUAGGAGUGCCGUCUUGAAGCGUUGUCGUAUUUCUUAUUAGCACGUAAGUCCACAAAUAGAAAUGGGAGGCAAGUCUUCGAAGAGGUCGGUAGACAUAACCACGACGCCGAAGAAGGGCGACGAAGAAGUUGUGACGGAGGGCGAGGGUAAACUUGAGAAAAUAGGAGACGCCGACGUAAAGAUCACAUCUAACGGUGCUGUACACACGGAUCUGGAGUUUGCGGAUAAAGAAGAAAAUGCGGGGGAGGCAGUCGAGGCGGAAAAGGAGAAACAGGACGAGGACGUGAAGGAGAACGGGGUACCAGAAGUAGAAGAGACGAAGACGCCGGACACAGAAGUUACCGCAGCCCCAUCGAACGAAACCCCUACGACAGAGAAGGCACCAGAGACCGGAGACAACAAAGUAGAAGAAACGCCAGAAUCGAAAAAGAACAAAGAGAAAACGAAAAAGAAAAAGUGGUCGUUCAGGAGCAUAUCGUUCUCGAAAAAGGACAAGACAAAACCCAACAAGGAAUCAGACAAGAACGGAGAUGUUAAGGAGGUUUCAGAGGAGAAUGUCGAAGCAACUUCCUCAACCUCCGAAGUGCAAAAAACCGAGGAGCAGAAGGCUCCCCAGGAGCCCGAGAAAGUAACAAACGGCGAGGCAUCCGUCGAGGAACUGUCCAAACCGGAAGAGGCCGUCGAACCAGCUGCGGAGGCAGUCAAGCCCGAGGAAGAGACAAAACCCCCAACAGAACAACCUACCGUACCCGCCGUAGAAGAACCCAAAGUUCCUGAACCCGUAGUAGAAAAACCCGUUGAAUCCGCUCCUUCCCCCGUAAAGGAGGACGUUCCGCCAGUCGAAGAGCCCACUCCCAAGGCCGAAGAACCCAAACCCACUGAACCAACUCCCGUUGUCGAGGAGACCAAAGAGGUGCGUAGCGAGGAGGUUCCCCCUCCCUUACCUUCCUCUAACCCCCCCUCCCCGGUGACGGUAUUUGCUGAAUCCACUAAAGCCGACGCCCUACCAGCCGAUCAGGUCCCCGUAGAGACUCCCGUCUCAGCUCCUGUUGUCGAGACUAUCCCCGAACAAGUCGCCGCAGAACAGAACGUCGAGUCUAUUCCCCAGGCGACGUCCUCCCCCGUGGUGGAGGACGUUUCCGAAUUGGAAACGGCGUCGUCGGUCGUUGAAGGCAAGGUGGAAUCAGUUUCGUCGGACAGUUUGAUUCCCGAACCAAGUAAAACCGAGUCCAACGAAACUGAUUUAAGUCCAUCGAAAGAUUCCUCGGCCUUAGAAGGCGCCGUUGUUCCUCCGGUUGAACCAGAGAUAAUCCCCGCUAGCGCUGCUCCUGUCGAGACUGUAAAAGAACCCACCAAAGAACCAGAAACUAACCCAAUCCCACCAGCUGUAGAAAUAAAAUCCGAACCAUUACCUGUCGAGUAUAAAGUAGAACCCCAGGAAAACGUAACUGAACAACCAAAACAGUCCGAGCUUCCAGUCGAACCUCCUACACCUGUUCCUUCGAGUGAAAAUAAGACUCCCGAACCCCAAGAAACCCCUGCACCACCACAACAACCUUCGGAAGCUUCACUUCCCGUAGAAGAAGCAAAAUCCUCAGAAAUUGUUCUGGAAAAACCCGAUUCCUCCGUUGAAACUAUCCUAGAGUCCACUUCGGCACCCGUGCCGGACGCGGUCGCGCCCUCUCCCGAACCGCAACCCGAACAAACAGUCUCGCCAACACAAGAACCGCUUCCUGAGCCCGUUUCCGAAUCGGUGGUAAACGCCGAUUCCCUCCCCGACAUCUCGACGGAAUCUCUCCCCUCCCUGCCGGAACCCGUGUCCGAGAAUCUAGCGGAACCAAUGUCUCUGCCCCCCGUGGAUUCAGUUCCCGAACCCAUAGCGACUGAUUCUGUCCCCGAGCGUCCCGCUUCUGAUAUCCCACCCCCCACCGACAGUCCGGCCCUCACGAACGGAAAUGCCGAUGGACUGCCGUCGCCGACUGAUGAGGUUUCCCCGCAGGCAGUCAAAGAAGGACCACUGAAACAGGUCGCCAGCGAGGUUUCUACUGAGAGCGAGAUACGACAGGAAAUUGGAGACAAGGCAAGCGUUGAGCCAGCAGAAUCGGCAAAGGUGGAGGAAUAAAUUUUCUUGUGCAGUUAAAAAUGUUCUUUUAUACAUAAACUUUUUAUUACAAGUUAAAAUGGAACGUUAACGGAUCAUUCCCGGCAGUGACCGUAGUUUUUGACCAAAAGAAGAAAAACAAAACUGCCAUUUAAAUUAGAACCUAGAAAUAUAUGAUUGUCUACCGCGCAAAAAAAAAAGUUGAGAAAGUUUUAAUACUCCUUAUUGAAAAUAUUUUAUAUUGUCUUUAGUGGAAAUUUUGGGACAAUUUUUUAUAUGUCCGCCAACAGCGGCUUUUUUAUCAUAUACAAUUGUAAAAUAAAAAAAGUUAGCGUAGUUUUUACUGUUUUUAGCGAUUUUUUUAUUAGAUGGGCUUAUUAAUCCUCGUUUUAAAAUCCUAUGUAUCACAUCACCUUGUUUAAAGAUACGGGCAACCAGAAUUGUUCCGAUUAAUAUUAAUAACGCAUCUGUAAGUAUAUAUUUUUAUUUUAUUUUAGCUUUGAUUAGAUUAGAUACAUAUCUAGCGGUAAUGAGGCGUCGGGGCGCGCGCGACGGCUCCCCGCCUGUAAAUCUAACGGGUGCUUUGAAAGGGCACCGGGGCCGCCGCGCGACCCGACCGCGAUUUGUCUGAUUGUAUAAAAAAAAAAAUUUUAAAUUAUAAAUGUGUAGAAUAGCAAGUCGGCUGUCCUAACGUUAACUACAUUAUUAGUAUACAGUGUGCUUCGUGUAAUUUCUGCUUGCGGCAGCUAUCUCGCACUCGUUUGGUAUUUCCCGAGCGGCUCCACGAUUCCUCUAACGUAAAAAAACGGUCAUCAUCUUCGGUUCGACGUUUCGACCCGCCCGGUACCAAACGACUGCGAGGACGAUCUGGGUGUAUAGUUGGUUCCAAAAUUGAUGAGAAAAUUGUACAUUGACACAACGAAAUUAAUUUUAAACCCUGUUUGGCGUCUCGAAAUUUUAACGCGUUAGUAUAGUUUUAAGAAAGGAAUUUAGUUUUGAUUGUGCCAACUUGAAACUAUAUUCUCCGUCCACAGCUCUUUGAUAUUUCGCUAUACAUUAUUAUCCGCCGACUUAUCAAAACGGCUGUGUGUAGGUAAAUGAAAUUUCCAUGUACGUGUGAAUGUGUUUAUAAUAUAAAUAUAUAAUUAGGGUGUCUCCUA
Molecule: messenger RNA, 3444 nt
Organism: Anoplophora glabripennis (Asian longhorned beetle)
Lineage: Eukaryota; Metazoa; Arthropoda; Insecta; Coleoptera; Cerambycidae
Product: cell surface glycoprotein 1
Exons: 6
Coding region: 245-2305 (686 amino acids)
Source: RefSeq, a predicted model, not a curated record